Messenger RNA from Rhodamnia argentea, 3460 nucleotides. RefSeq names its product MDIS1-interacting receptor like kinase 2-like. Gene Ontology annotation, biological process: protein phosphorylation; hormone-mediated signaling pathway. The record is from RefSeq and is a predicted model, not a curated record. Gene Ontology annotation, cellular component: plasma membrane. The coding region runs from base 47 to 2887 and encodes 946 amino acids. Lineage: Eukaryota; Viridiplantae; Streptophyta; Magnoliopsida; Myrtales; Myrtaceae. Gene Ontology annotation, molecular function: protein kinase activity; ATP binding; protein binding. The transcript has 2 exons.
GUUCUAGUUCGAGCAGAGAGAUAGGUUGCCGCAAUCCCGCCGAGUCAUGGUUCUCUCUUCGCUUGAAGACGGCCCGCGUUCUCACAAAACCGCCUUCCUCCAAAAGCUCUUCGACUUCGGUCUCGGUGUCCUGAUCGUUGGAAUGGUGCUCACCUUCUUCCCUGGAUUCGCUUCAGCCGCCGCCACCCCUGGUUUCCCUCCUGAAGCCGAAGGUGGGAAUGCAGGGGAGGCAGCAGAAACUCUGCUGAAAUGGAAAUCCGCUCUCGACGAUCAAAGCCGAUCUCUCCUGUCGUCGUGGCAGGGCGGGGAUGCUUGCUCCAGGAACUGGACAGGAGUCACCUGUGACAGUCCAGGAGUCGUCACUGGUCUAAAUCUUUCGAGCAUGGGCCUGAGAGGUAUGCUUGGUGCUCUCAAUUUCACCGCUCUUCCUCAUCUACUUAACCUGGACCUGUCGAACAACUCCUUUCGGGGCCCUAUUCCUUCAUCCAUCGGAAACCUCUCCAGACUAUCCACCCUUAAUCUCUCAGUCAACUCUCUCUCCCAGAGCAUUCCUUCUACUCUUGGUAGAUUGACCAGUCUCAGGCUUUUGUACCUUCGUUACAAUCUUCUGAGCGGGCGUAUCCCCAAGGAAAUAUUGACGCUGAACUCCCUUUUGGAGCUUACUCUGUCAUUCAACAAUCUCACAGGUGCUAUUCCGACUUCUAUCCGGUUACUGGGGAACCUAACACUUCUGGGCUUGAUGGACAACGACCUAUCAGGAUCGAUUCCUCCUGAAAUUUGUGCAAUGAAUUCUUUGUCUUUACUUUAUCUUGGUGCGAACAAGUUAACUGGUUCAAUUCCCCCUUGCAUAGUAAACAUGACCAAGCUAACUGAACUUAGCCUCUGGGGAAAUUAUCUUUCUGGUUCAAUUCCAACUUGCAUAGUGAACAUGACCAACCUAACUCUACUUAGCCUCCAGGAAAAUCAUCUUUCUGGUUCAAUCCCUCAAGAAGUGGGGAAAUUGAGAUGCCUUAUUGCCCUCACUUUGUAUGGGAAUAAUCUCAAUGGUUUCAUCCCUACAUCUGUCGGGAACUUGAGCAACCUAGUAGAACUCUCUCUCGCCUCUAAUGAUCUUUCGGGACCUAUUCCCCAGGAAGUGGGUGACUUGAGAGCUUUGACCCUUCUUGCUUUGUCCAACAAUAGUCUCAAUGGUUCGAUCCCUCCAUCAGUUGGGAACUUGGUUAAUCUGACCAUAUUGCUUCUGCAUUUCAACAAACUUUCUGGGUUCAUUCCUCGUGAACUGAAUAAUCUUACUAGUUUAGUUGAGUUUACUCUGGCUCGAAAUGAACUGACAGGACAGCUUCCAGAAAAUGUAUGCCUCGGCGGGUCACUGGAAGUCUUUACAGCAUUUGACAAUCACUUGAAUGGUCCAAUCCCAAGAAGCUUGAGGAACUGCAGCAGCUUAGUUAGGCUUUGGCUUCAAGGAAAUCGACUUAGUGGAAACAUCACGGAAGAUUUUGGUGUAUACCCCAUGUUAAAACUCAUUGACUUGAGCCUUAAUCAACUCUCUGGCGAGCUCUCUUGGACAUGGGGACUAUGUAGUAGUUUGGAGAGCUUGCGAAUAUCUGACAACCUUAUUUUUGGGGAGAUUCCCCCCACGAUUGGGAAUAUGACUCGACUGGGAGUGUUGGACUUAUCUUCGAACUACAUAACCGGAGGGAUUCCUCGUGAAUUGGGAAGACUAGUUUCAUUGAUAGAUCUUUCUCUGACUGGUAAUAAUAUCUCAGGUGACAUCCCUCAUGAGAUUGGGCUUUUCUCAAGUCUAGCAAAGCUCAACUUGGCGAGGAACAGUCUGAAUGGUCCGAUUCCCACACAAUUAGGACAAUGUAGGAAAUUAUGGUACUUGAACUUGAGCAGAAACGUGAUUCGAGGAAGUAUUCCUUCAGAGGUUGGAAAUAUUCAAUUUCUGCAGAUUCUCGAUUUAUCCAGCAACUUCUUGGAGGGAGAAAUAGCCCAGGAUCUUGGAAAGCUGACUGCAUUAGCUGACUUAAAUCUCUCUCAUAACGGCUUGUCCGGUUCCAUUCCACACAGUUUCUACGAUAUGUUGGGUCUUGCGUCUGUCGACAUAUCAUAUAAUGAAUUGGAGGGGCCACUCCCAGACAUUGAGGCCUUUCGCAGGGCUCCAUACGCAGCAAUUCAGAAUAACAAAGAUGUAUGUGGUGUCGUGGCUGGUCUAAGAGCAUGCGCUUCUUCCUCUAACAAGAAAGCCAACCCAGAGAGGGGAAAGAAGCUUGUGGUCGGAAUAACUGUGUCAGUUACAGGCACCUUUUUCCUCAUUUUUGCUUUCGGGGGGAUCUAUCUUUUGGCUAGCCGGAAAUGCAAGGAUGAAAACUGUAAUUUGAGGGAGGAACAUACUGGAGAUCCCUUUGUGGUGUGGAGCUACGAUGGAAAAUUGGUUUAUCAACAUAUCGUCGAGGCCACAGAAGGUUUCGAUCUGAAGUACCGAAUUGGAGAGGGUGGAUUUGGAGCUGUUUACAAAGCUGAGCUGUCUCCAGAUCGAGUCUUCGCAGUGAAGAAGCUACAUUCAUUAGAAGAUGGUGAGGUGAUCGGGGUUACCUCUUUGGAGAGGGAGGUAAAUUGCCUAGCAAAUAUAUCCCACCGAAACAUUGUGAAGCUCUAUGGAUACUGCCUGCAUUCAACCAAUUCAUUCUUGGUUUACGAGUUCCUCAAGAGAGGAAGCAUAAGAGAAAUCUUGGGUGAUGACGAAGCGGCGAUGGAGCUAAACUGGGUCAGGAGGGUAAAUGUUAUCAGAGGAGUGGCAAACGCAGUUGUCCUACAUGCACCACGAUUGCUUCCCUGUGUGGAUUCACCGAGACUUGACAAGCAACAAUGUUCUGUUGGAUGCUGAUUACGAGGCUCACGUUUCCGACUUCGGUAUUGCUAGGCUUCUCAAAUCAGAUUCAUCAAAUUGGACUUCUUUGGCUGGUACUCUUGGAUACAUUGCUCCAGAGCUUGCAUUCUCGCCGGUAGUCACGGAAAAAUGUGAUGUUUAUGGCUUUGGAGUGCUAGCAAUGGAAGUGAUUAUGGGAAAACAUCUGGGGGAUCUCAUCUACAUUUCUGGUCCAUCAUCUUCAUCGCCUGCAAAGAUUGGUUUGGACUUUUUACUCCAGGAUGUGCUGGACGGCCGCCUCUCGCCUCCCAUGGGUAGAGAUGCAGAGAACGUGGUGUCGAUCGCAAAACUGGCGAUUGCAUGCUUGCGAGUGGAUCCUCGGCAUCGGCCAAGCAUGAAAAGAGUCUCGCUAGAACUUCCAGUUCAAGUGCCUCUAGCAAAGCCAUUUUCUGAGGUCAGGUUGGGUGAACUGAAAAGCUUCUGCUGUUGAGCUGAACACAUGAAAGAGAUGUACUGUUAAGUAGUCACAAAAGUGAAAGCACCAUAAAACAAAUGGGAAAUUUUAGGAAGCUCCUAGAGAAUGUCCAACAU